GUUUAGUUUUCAGUGAUCGCGCGGCGACGGCGCUCUCUGCCGGCGACCUCCGAAGUUUCGCAACUCGACACAUUUCCUAGUGCUAGUGAUGUGCUAAACCUAUCCGGUCGGAAGUCCACAUAACGUGUGCCGCAGUGACGUCAGCGGGGGACUCCGCAAGGGCAUCGGAUCGCCGAUCUCAACAGGUGGUGUAGUCAUGGGACUGGGAGACAUAGUGAAUCUAACAAGGUGAUAACAAGCAGUGUUUAUGUAAUGAACUGUACAGUGUGUGCCGUGACAGUGUUGUGACAUGAACAGUGAAACGUGUCCACUACUCGCAACAAACACGUGGAAAUGAAAAGAGAAAAGUACAAGAACAUCAUUCCGGAACACGGGCUGGGUGAGCGAUGAAGGGGUGGUUUGACGCGUUCCGCGAGGAAGGCGGGCCGACCCUGUACGCGUACCACAACCGCACGGCCGUCGCGGCUGAUGUGCCUGCGCUUGCGCUGCUCAUCGCCGCGCUCACGCUCUACAUCGCCUUCCUCGCUGUCUUCCCCGGCAUCAGGAAAGAGAGAUUCUCAACGUUCACGAUAGUCACACUAAGUCUUUUCGUCGGCACCGUCAUUCUAGUAUGUAAGCACGGGUCGUCGUGGCACGUGGCGGGCGCCCGCGUGGCUCGUGCGGCGUACCGCGCGUUUUCCGCCGACCGGCUGGACUGCUGGCUCGCCGUGCAUGUGGGACUGGGGCAUGUCAAUGUUACGCUCACUGCUCUGUCCUGGGGCAAUACGAGUGUGGGGGAUCCAGGUGUGGACUACAACGAGCAGUUCCGCUGGGAAGAGGCCGGGGCUAUCCAGGAGUUCUACCGGGAUGGCCUGACGCGAGGCCUGCCUUUCCCACUUUUGUCUGUUGCGGAACACUUCGCAGUACAGCAUGAAGGUUUCGAUUGGGGAGCCAAGUAUCGUGCUGCAGGGUACACCACAUCUACGCUGUUGUGGACGGCGAUAGCUCUGUGGCUACUGAUGAACCUGCUCCUAGUAGUCGUGCCUCGAUACGGCGCGUAUGCCAUGGCCACGCUCGGCGUAACGCUAUGUGCUGCCGCCGGGGGCUACUGGGCCUCGCUACCACACGCGCCACUAGUCGUACGCCUUGACGGAGCCAUGCUGUUCUUCUCGCUAGGAUGGUGCUUUUGGCUUGUGUUAAUAGCAGGCUGUAUCUGUGUGGCUGUAGGUUUAAUAAUCGCGAUCCUAGACCUGAUCUGGCCGCAUCGGUUUUCGACGGUGCUAGAGGUGGACUACGACACGCCGUACGACAGACACGUACUGAUUGUCGACAGUCGACAGCGAGCCAGGCCGCAGACACAAGCAUCGUUACCUACUAGGAUACUUAGAAGACUGUCAUCAAAAACUCGUGACACAGAAGGACAGGUCUCCAUGUCAAUAGUUAGUGAAAACGAAAGAGGUCGGGACAAUCCCGCCUACCAACAUGAACUCAGGAAGCCAAACUCACCGUGGAGGUAUCCGCUCUUCAGGAGACAAAUUGACAGAGCGGACUCCGCAUCGAGUCUGGGGUCAAGCAUAAACGGUAACAGUUCCGGUAUAAAGAUGUCGCCACUGGCCACUGGGGCACCCGUGGCGCCACCGUCGAUCCCUCCGCAUAGGUACCGACCUCAAAUACCAGCGGCAGAGCGAGUGAAGGACAUGUGGUGAUUAGUGUAAUAAUAGCAUAAUUUAAUUACACUCAAAUAAUAAUAGGUGUUGGCGGUACGUCAUCUAAAGUUACUGAUCUCUGAGGACCUUUAUGCAUGGUGAAUAGACAAGCCCACGAGUUAAAAAAUUAGUGAUGUAGAUAUAAGAAUCCGUAGAAACAACACAAAUAGAAUCAAAUAAUUUAAGUACCAUACAUUAAGAUGGCCGCUUAUAUGAAAAUAUUCAAGAGUUCCACCUUAUCAACGAUUUCUCAAGAUGACAAUACUAAUGUUGAAAAGAAAAUUGUAAAUAUGUAAAUUAUAGUUCGUAAGUAUCUAAAUUAUGUGUUAAAUCCGUCCAGUGUCAUAAAUGAAAUGCCUAGGAAAUAAUGCUGUAACUCUUGUAAGCUAUGAGUAAAAUGUUAUGACUGCAUCGACACAAGUAAAUGCUUUGUGCCAUGUAAUAAAACAAGAGAAAAGAAGUAUUAAAUAAGUGAAUUUUAAUAAGGACGAAAAUUAAAUGUAUUAAAAAGUAUUGGAACAACGUAGAUAGCAUUUGACAUUGUUAUUUAAUCUGACAAAGGUAUGAAUGUUGAAGUUAACGACAUAUCAAUUAAAAUAAAAUGACAUCGAAUCGAUAGAUGAUAAUUCGAUAAUCUGUAACUAGACCGAAGUCAUUUAGUUAUACGUGUAAUUGUAAGUUAUUUAUUUCUUAUUUUCAGUUGUUGUAGUUGAUGAAUGAAUGUUGUGUGAAGCCAUUGGUAGCAACAAUCACAAUUAUAAUUGUCUACGUCACAUUAGUCCUAACUACUUACAUCACGGAACAUUUUCAAUGUUGUGAAGAUAUGUUUGCAACAGUGAAUGUGUAUUGUACUUUGUAUUUUAAUUGUAACGAUAGUGAGAAUAGAAUGAAUGAUUUAAAUAAUAUUUAUUGUGAUCGAAAAAAUAAACGAAUUCGAAACUUUAA
Messenger RNA from Spodoptera littoralis (African cotton leafworm), 2630 nucleotides. The record is from the annotation of a GenBank genome assembly. NCBI's taxonomy places the organism in Eukaryota, Metazoa, Arthropoda, Insecta, Lepidoptera, Noctuidae.